This is a messenger RNA of Closterium sp. Yama58-4, 1716 nucleotides long. The record is from the annotation of a GenBank genome assembly. NCBI's taxonomy places the organism in Eukaryota, Viridiplantae, Streptophyta, Zygnematophyceae, Desmidiales, Closteriaceae.
AUGGCCAUUGAUUCCGCGACCGGCGGCGACGCGGCUGUGGAUCGCCCGGACGACUGGUCCGUCGCACAGGAAGCCCUGAUUCGCGUGCAUGCGAGAAUCGCCGACGCGGAUGGCGACAAUCGCGAGUUUCGCGGCAAGGACGGAGCAGAGGGUGGUGCUAGUAACGGAGCUGCUAAUAGCGGAGGAACCCCCGCUAGGCUGCUCGUGCCGAGCAGUCAGAUUGGGUGUCUUCUGGGGAAGGGCGGCUCGAUCAUCGCGGGCAUGCGGCAGGACAGCGGCGCGCAUAUUAGGAUCUUCAAUAAGGACAAACUGCCGCCCUGCGCGCUGCCGACGGACGAGUUAGUGCAGAGCUCAUCUCCAUCCGCCUCCGUCGCUCGCCUCCUCGCAAUUCUCGUCCCAAUCCUCGUCCAAUCCCGUGUUGCCACGUGGCAGGUGACGGGCGAGUAUCCCGUGGUUCAGAAGGCCCUAGAGCUCAUCUCCAUCCGCCUCAGACGCUCGCCCCCUCGCGACCCGCCCAACUUCCUCGCCAUGCACCCCACGUCUGGUUACCACCAGCCCGCUGGUUACCCCUCUCGCUCCGCCCCAGCCGCGGCCUUCCCCCUGCCGCACACCCCGCAAGGCUACUCCCCCUACGCUCCCCUCCAGAGCUACGCAGCUGCACCGUCCCCGUUCGGGGGAGUGUGGGGCGCGGGCGCAGCAGCAGGGGGAGCACACAGUUAUGGGGGGAUGGGGGGCGGGGGGAGGGGCGGGGGAGGCGCGGAGGGGGUUGCUGUGGAGAUGGAAUUGCGGGUGCUGUGCCCCUCGGAUAAAGUGGGGAUCGUUAUUGGCAAGGGCGGGUCGCGGAUCAAACAGAUCAAGGAGGAGACGGGCGCGCGAGUGAAGGUCACAGAGGCCGUUGCUGACUGUGAUGAGCGCAUCGUGAUCAUUGAUGCCAUGGAGGCGCCCUUCUCCGCCCACUCGCCCACUGAAGAGGCGUUGUUCCGCGUGCAUGCAGCCAUCUCACAACCCCACACAGGAGACAGGGGGGCAGGCGCAGGGGAGGAGGGCGGGAGAGACAGCCACGGGGUCACUGCACGGCUUCUCGUCCGGAAGGGGCAGGUGGGGUGUGUGAUGGGCAAGGGCGGCAGCAUCAUCAGCGAGCUAAGGAGCACGAGCAGGGCGCGCAUCAGCAUCCCUCCCAGGGACCAGCUGCCUAAAUGCGCGGAUGAGAGUGAUGAAGUGCUCGUGGUAUCAGGAGAGCCCCACAGUGUGUUUCACGCGCUGCGCCUCAUCUGUGCGCGCAUCCGAGGCAGGGAAACCGCCGUUGCCUCUAAAGGCGCUGCUGCUGGUGGUGCUCGUGGUGCUGCUGCUGCCGAUGCUCGUGCUGGUGCUGGUGGUGGGGGUGGUUAUGCGGAGACAGGGAGGGGAGGGGGGUAUGGGUAUCCUAAGUCGAACAGUCGAGGGGAUGGGGCGUAUGGGUAUUCAACACCAACGCCAGCAGCAGCAGCAGCAGCAGCAGCAGCAGCAGCGCCAGCAGUGGUGGCGACUCUCUCUGCUGGGGGACCUGAUGGCACUGUUGGGUGGUCUGCUGGUGCUGCUGGUGGGUCAGGGGGAGCAGCAGCAGGGGGAGUGAUGACGGCGCUGGUGACGGUGCCUGCGGUGGCAGCAGGGGCGGUUAUUGGCAAGGGGGGAUCCAACAUUCAACAGAUCAAAAGCGUAUGUGUUGGGGGGGAGUAA